AUGGCCAUGGCCGCGGCGACGGAGCCGCAGCGGCUCAGUGACGCCAUCGUCACGUUUUCCUUGGAAGGGAUGUUCCCCGAAGAUAUUUCAGUCUUGCCGCCCGUGCCCGACAUUGACCUCGAGCCUGCCAUUGAGGCCCUGGACAGAUCCAAGGCUGUACUAGAGGCCGAAAUUCACGCCAUCAAUGAGGAAAUAAAAACCGACGUCAGCUCGUGGGCGCAAAAUGCCAAGACUCUGCAGGACGACAUCGUUCGCUCCAAGACGAUAGCAAACGACAUUGUGCGGCAAUCUGAAGCUCCCGACAUAUCGGGGGAGCUGGUACGAGAUGCCCAAGACAAGACCCGGUUUCUCACCCAAGAAGUGCAGUACAGUCAGCAGCUUCAUGCCGUCUUGACAAAGAUUGCGGGCUUAAGUCAACUUUUGGACCAGACUGAGGCGGCACGGAACGAGAAACGCAUUCUCGAUUCUUUUCGGCUUUUAGAACAAUCACGGAACUUGAUCGACGAGGUCGGUGUAAGCAAAACCUGCCGAAUCGUUAGGUUGCUGGAUCACCGAGCUUCUGAACUGAAAUCAAGCAUCCACACGGUGUUCAAUAACAUAUGGAAAGAGCUUGUGCAGCUUGAUGUGGAUCGAGGUGGAAUGACCAUUCAUGAAUCUCUGCCUGAGGGAGGGAUGACACUGUCCGAAGCAGUCAUCGCCUUGAAUGCUUACAAGGAAACGGAUGAGCGCAUGGAGCAGCUCUGGCGGAACCUAGAUGGCGCGAUAGUCUCGGCCAGGAUGGACCAGUCCAAGAAACCCGCAAAAGCGAUUGAAGUUUGUGGCGACGAGCUCGCAUUAACCGGCCACAGUGACGGCACCAUUGAAUCUCUGCUACUGGAUCUCGAAGCAGUAUUUUCGUUUGUGUCACGAAAGCUGCCUGCGGAGCUGCUCAACAUCUUGGGUGGGUUCAUGGUGACCGAGUUGAUUCCCCGGUUGAUUCAGCAGUGGCUGAAUCCUGCGGUUCCAUGCUCUCUGGAGGAAAUACCACGAUUUCAAAUCAUGAUUGACAGGACCCAAAUCUUUUGCUCCGCCCUGGAGGCAAGUGGCUAUGCUGGCUUUGAGGAACUGCGCGAAUGGGCAGACAAGGCACACAUGACAUGGCUCACUCGACGCCGAGAAACAGCACUGGAUACCAUUAGAACUAGGCUUGCCGGUGGCAUUGGUCGGCCCAAGCAGGUCGAAAGGAUUGAGAAGCAUAUGGUGACCAUGUCCGAGGGCAAAGAACUUGCAGCCACAGGCGCCGGCGCCGGCGCCGCAGCAGAUGCCAAUGACUGGGGAGCUGCCUGGGAUGACGCUUGGGACGACGAGGAGGGCGCUGAGGAGCCCGCAGAAGAGGCAAAAAGUCAUACGCAAGUCACGUCAGCAACAACGGCAGCAACAACGGCAGCAACAACGGCAGCAACAACGGCAGGAGAAGACGAUGGCGUCGCCGCUUGGGGCUGGGAUGACGACGAGGCUGCCGACCGGCAAGGCAACGAGGGUGCCGAAGCGUCCAAAACCGACGCUGCAGAGGAUGAAGACGCCGGAGCAGACGCCUGGGGCUGGGGCGAGGACGACACGACAACGGGGGACCCGGAGCCCACAAAGCCGGUCGGGAAGAAGCCAAAAACCAAGGCUGCCGCCCCAGAGGAGAAGAGAGAACUAGUGCUCCGAGAGAAAUAUCACAUCUCAUCGAUGCCGGAACCGGUCAUGGAUUUGAUCGUGACGGUUUUGGAGAACGCAGCCGUGCUGACGCAGGGAAGGGAAGAAUAUCGCCUCAUCGCGCCUACCGCACCGGGAUUGUUCAGCUUGCCGACCUUGAUAUUGGCGCUCUUCAGGGCUAUUUCGCCAUACUACUACGCCUUGGCUGAGGGAGGCAACAUGUACCUGUACAACGACGCCGUGUAUCUUGCGGAAGAAUUGUCCAAACUCUCAGAGGCGUGGAAAGAACGCCAGGAUGUUACAGCACGGGCGCGGAACAUGCUGCGGCUGGGCAACGACGUCAAGACGAUGCAAAACUUUGCCAACCGCAGCUACGCCAACGAAAUGCACGUCCAGAGGACGGUGCUGCAGGAUCUCCUGGGCGCAUCCCAAAGCGUCGUGCAGCAAGAGGACGCGGCAGCCGCGCUCGAGGCCGGCACGAGACGCAUCAGGGAGAUGGCGACUCUCUGGGAGGGCAUCUUGGCCCGGUCCGUCUGGCUGCAGGCGGUCGGGUCGUUGGUCGACGCCUUGGCGACUCGCGUCAUAGCCGACGUGCUGGAUUUGCCGUCGAUAGGGCAGGACGAGGCUUACCGCAUCGCGAGCCUCAUCGCGGCAGCCACCGCGCUGGACGAUCUGUUCCUGCCCAGCAAGCUCGGGGCAGCCCGGGCGAGCCGCGACGAGGCGUCAACGACGGACCAGUACGCGCCCAACUGGCCGCGGCUGAAGUACCUGGGCGAGGUGCUGCAGAGCGACCUCGGCGGCAUCCGCAGAUUGUGGUGCGAGGACAGGCUGAGCUACUACUGGAACGAGGACGAGGUCGUCGACCUUAUUCACGCUAGUUUCGAGGACAACGCGCGCACCAGGCAAACCAUCAGGGAGAUACGAAGCACGCCGUGCCCGGCGGUAGACCUGUAG
Messenger RNA from Ustilaginoidea virens, 2634 nucleotides. RefSeq lists its product as uncharacterized. The coding region runs from base 1 to 2634 and encodes 877 amino acids. Gene Ontology annotation, cellular component: RZZ complex. The record is from RefSeq and is a predicted model, not a curated record. Gene Ontology annotation, biological process: mitotic spindle assembly checkpoint signaling; endoplasmic reticulum to Golgi vesicle-mediated transport. NCBI's taxonomy places the organism in Eukaryota, Fungi, Ascomycota, Sordariomycetes, Hypocreales, Clavicipitaceae. The transcript has 5 exons.